This is a messenger RNA of Acanthaster planci (crown-of-thorns starfish), 4106 nucleotides long. RefSeq names its product protein phosphatase 1 catalytic subunit beta (gene ppp1cb). The record is from RefSeq and is a predicted model, not a curated record. Gene Ontology annotation, molecular function: protein serine/threonine phosphatase activity. Gene Ontology annotation, cellular component: nucleus; cytoplasm. Lineage: Eukaryota; Metazoa; Echinodermata; Asteroidea; Valvatida; Acanthasteridae.
AACUUUUUUGCCAUUUAAGGAAGAAGUUCCGCUUCUGACGUCAUUCUGUCUCUCAAAAUGGCGGACGGCGAACUGAAUAUCGAUAGCAUCAUCACCCGUCUUCUGGAAGUACGGGGCUGCAGGCCAGGCAAGACCGUCAACUUGACGGAAGCAGAAGUCAGGGGCCUGUGCCUCAAGUCCAGGGAACUGUUCCUGAGUCAACCCAUCCUCUUGGAGUUGGAGGCCCCCCUCAAAAUAUGUGGUGAUAUACAUGGCCAGUACACAGACCUCCUAAGGCUGUUUGAGUACGGUGGAUUCCCACCCGAGUCCAACUAUCUCUUCCUGGGAGACUACGUAGAUCGAGGCAAGCAGUCCCUGGAGACAAUCUGCCUACUUCUGGCUUACAAGAUCAAAUACCCUGAGAAUUUUUUCCUCUUGAGGGGCAACCACGAAUGUGCCAGCAUCAACAGGAUCUACGGUUUCUAUGAUGAAUGUAAACGACGCUACAACAUCAAAUUAUGGAAGACAUUUACAGACUGUUUUAACUGUUUGCCAAUAGCCGCCAUUAUUGAUGAGAAGAUUUUCUGUUGUCAUGGAGGACUUUCACCGGACCUGCAGUCCAUGGAGCAGAUCAGACGCAUUAUGAGACCCACUGACGUCCCUGAGACAGGGUUGUUGUGUGACCUGCUUUGGUCUGAUCCAGACAAGGACACGCAAGGCUGGGGUGAGAAUGAUCGCGGCGUCUCAUUCACAUUUGGCGUUGAUGUGGUUUCCAAAUUCCUGAACAAGCACGACUUAGACUUGAUAUGCAGAGCUCACCAGGUUGUUGAAGACGGGUACGAGUUCUUUGCCAAACGUCAGCUAGUGACGUUAUUCUCCGCCCCCAACUACUGUGGAGAGUUUGACAAUGCGGGAGGCAUGAUGAGCGUGGAUGAAACCCUUAUGUGCUCGUUUCAGAUUUUGAAACCGUCAGAGAAGAAGGCAAAGUACCAAUACGGAGGGCUGAACUCGGGUCGUCCCAUCACGCCACCCAGGGGGAGCACCAAGAAGUGAGCAGGAUGUCAUCCAGAGAUGCAAUGGGAGCGAUCAACGUAAACAUUGUGGGUUGUUCAACAGGGAGGGGGGCCGCCGGUUUGCGUUUGGUUUCCCCUCCUGCAAUUUUUGUUUUUCCGACAGGCAGUAUUUGUGUUUGAUCCAGGGGGAGAAGCUCUUUCAUAGACUUGUUAACCGUGCGGCCUAGCCGAGCUACUUUUAAUUUAUUGCCUUUUUUUUUGUCUCAUCGACUUUCAUCUGCUAUCAGCUUGAGGAAAUUCUAAGUAAACUACUAGUAAAAGAUGCCCUUGAAUGUCUGCUGAAAUGCAAUAGCAAAGAAAAUUAAAGACAAUUUAGAUAUUAGAGAGGGUUGUUAUUUGUUGCAGCUUGAAAUUGCAGUAGGAUUGAUCAGAAAAAAAUAUGAUAAAUGCUGAACACCCGCACGGUUGCUGCGUCCCCGCCAGCGAUAUGGUUUGUGUCUUAUCUUUGUGCCACGGGGGAGCCACUCUUCAAUUUGGAACGGAACGUCUGCGUAACUUCUUUAUUUUCUUUUUCAUUUCAUAUUUAUUUAUUAAUUACGUGAUGUGGGCUCAAGCGUGUGUUUUUUAUAGAAAAUGAUAGGUAGAAAAAGAUUCACUAUUACCGAAAUUGUUCUGUAAGUGUUCUUUGCAUUUUUUUGGUGGAAACUCUGGGAAAAUGGUCAGUGUCUAUACUUGGCUAAGGCAGUGCACAAAACAUUUUUUCCUUUCACUUUGUUUAAUACUAGAAUUUAAUACAUAUAACACUUGCUUUACAAGACUUCAGAAAUGCACAGCCUUAAGAUUUUCUUUAGACAUGGCGAGAAAACAGGGCUAAAGUGGUAUGUUCAGGACCCACUGUGGGAAAGAUUCAGCUGACUAAAAUGCAAAAAAGGAUUGUUAUGGUUCUGAAAGAAGUAGCUUAAGUCAAGUUCAAUUUCAAAAUUGCAUUUUGGCCCGUUUUUUCACAUUCUCCUCUUAAAUGUUAACAUAUUUCUGAUCAUCCAUCAUAUCUUGUGAGGCAUAUUCCUGUGAGAUUGCAAAACGAGGCACAAUGGCACAAUUCCAAAAACUGAAAAGAAGUGGAGCAAUUCGUAAAUAUGGGCCACGUGUUGUGAUCAAAAGAAAAAUGAAAUCAGUGAGAUUUCAGGAAUGGUCAAUCACACAAGAAAGCUUCAGGAACUACGUUAUUCACUCAUUUGUAAAUGAUAGGUUGUUGACGUGUCAUCAGUGCUCUAUCGUCAUCACAUUAAAUAGUUGUGCGCAUCCUUGAAUCAGUGACCUUAUUUCCUGUGUUCAUUGAAUGAUUGCAUUUCAAUUGCUUUUGAAAAAAAUUGACGUGGGGUUCCUGAGCUGAGCUUGCAUUAUGUAGAAAUAUUUUAGUGAUGCGGAAUGUAUAUUAAUGUGGUGUUAAUAAUCAGCAGCCUAAACUGCAAAAGCUGAUGAUGACUUUGCAAUGCUGCCAAAAAUACAUACUGUUCUUCGCGUAGAAAUGCUUUAGUCAAUAUGUUGCCUUGCUCAUAUCUAGUCUGUUGCAAGAAUCAAUGUAUACCAUUCUUUUUAAAGGCUGUACCAAGACGGUUUUUAUUGUGGUGCUUUUUUUAUUCUCAUGCUGUCAAAACCAAGGAAGAAUAUAGGUGUAUUUUUUUGUGUUGGUUUAAAUUUUUUUUUUCUGUUUAAACAUUCACUAUCUGAGAACAGACCCCAUAGAGUAUUCCUUCAAACAUAACAAGAUUGUCAAAUGUGAAUCACUGAAUACCUCGGGCUGUGAACAUGAGAAUUUAUGAUGUACCUAAAUGUCCUCAGCUUGGACCAAAGAUACCUUCUUUUGUGGCAUUUCUAGUGAGUAGGGAAAAAAAGCGGAGUUGGAGGAAAGGUGCAUGAAUUUUGUGAAUCAGAGUUACUCUGCAGUGUUUGGCUCAAGAUUCAAACUCAUAGACUUGGAAACGUGUUACCAAAUAGCCAGACCCUUUGUGUGCUCAAUUUUGGCCUUUUGUCAAAAUGCUUUCUGUUUAUCGUAGACAUCUUUAGGUGUCACUGCUAUGCAACGAAAUGAUAUCCAAGGAAAUGCAAGCCAAUCCCGAUCACUUUUGCAUUUUUCGUUAUACCAGUGUAAAUGUCGUGGGAUUUUAUUUUUGAAAUGGUGGACUGCAAGUAUAUAUGAUUUGACAGAGCUGUGUAUAAUAUUUUAUAAUGUCUUCAUUGAGUUGUUUAUUGUAAGCUAUUUCCCUAGUUGAGUUCCUCAAGAUAAAAAUUGAUGUAUAAGAAAAUAAGCUGCAUAAGAAACAGAAUCACUUGUGAUAUUGUUUACUUUCAAAAAGGAUAACCAUGGUAACCCUCUAAGAUUUUUAGGGAGACUCUUCAUAAAGAAAUCACAAUAUUUUGUUCAAGGAAAGCAGCUGUGUGGUGACAUUAAUUGCCCAACAUCAGCAACCUUUACUUAAAGGAAUUUUUGGGGAUUUUAGGUUUGGAUUUUGGCAGAGGAACUAAAAACUGUUGUUGAGUAGAUAUUUUGGUUUCCAUAAAAAAAAAAAAAUGAGCGGAAAUCUGCAGUGAAGGAAUAAAUUCCCAUUACCUGCGUCGUUUUCCAUAAGUCACUUGUUUCAUAGGAAUGUUUUUAUAAAUAUGCAGUGCCUUUACUAAACAAAUAAAGUUGUUACCUUUUAUGUAGCCAGAAUGGAUGUUUCAUUAUAAUGGGAUGUUUCAAGUUGGUGCUUUACACCUGCGUUUUGAAGUUUCAUAUAUGAUAGAGACUUGCUGUGUAAACUUUUUUGCCCCCAAGGGAAAUCGAUGUCGAAUUAGUCAUUAAGACAGUGUUCUUUAGGGACAGUUUCAUCUGACCUGAGUAGGAGUUGUUAAGAUUUUGAGUAGGUUGUUAUACAAUGAAUAGGAUACGUGAUAGACAUAUUUCAGUCAUUGUUAUUUAUGUAUGAUCAUCUUUCAUGCAGCCGAGGGAAACAAACCUGGCUGCACAUUUCUUUCUUCUUCAACAUCAUUUUUUCCCAGUAGUAUUUUAUGCCACUGUAAAAAUAAAUCCUUGCACUAUUUCAGUAGAAAUUAAAACAUUUUCUGAAUGAC